This is a messenger RNA of Fusarium proliferatum ET1, 2283 nucleotides long. RefSeq lists its product as uncharacterized. Bases 1 to 2283 code for a protein of 760 amino acids. The transcript is spliced from 4 exons. The record is from RefSeq and is a predicted model, not a curated record. Gene Ontology annotation, molecular function: protein binding. NCBI's taxonomy places the organism in Eukaryota, Fungi, Ascomycota, Sordariomycetes, Hypocreales, Nectriaceae.
AUGGACGGCUGUCUCUGCAACACAAUCCAUACCCUGGCAAAGGACUACAACGAGGCCCAAGCCAUAGAACUGAUCCCGGCGCUAAAUCGCCAUCUAGAAGAUCUGCGACAAUUCUUAGCCAAGGCGAGUUCGCUCAGUCGUCAUGUGCAGUAUCAGAUCACACCACGAAACCAACGAACCGGCAAGGCUCUCUUUGUAGACAAGGUUGAUCUCACCCCUGUCGAUCGGGUAUUCUCAAGAUUCGAGAACGGUGUGAUUGGUUUCUGGGCAGACUCGGAUGAUCGUGUUCAUCUUGAGCUGCGGCGGAGACUCGCCUGCGUUGUGAUUUUUCUUCGAUCUAAACUGGAUCCUCAGAUACUGGCUCCUCCUCAGGUGGCUGAGGUAUUUCCGGGGGCGCGGAGUUUCACAGAUCUGAGAAAUGCGGGGAGGAAGUAUGUUCAGAUAGCCCAGAGACUAGGUGGCGUAGGAGCAAUCUUCUGGCUUCCACUCAACGUCCCAGCUUCAACUUAUGAGAGGUAUCUGAGUGUUGAUGAUGAAGAAGUCUUCACCCAUUUAUCAUCCCUCAAUCCAACAUUCGAGAAAUACAAUGGGCUUGUACAGCGCCUGGUCCUCAGCCAGCUAUGCGAUCCUCCUUCGCCAGUACGAUAUCACAAUCUGUUUAGUGAGUUCAAUUUAUUUGUUCCUGCUCAAGAUCAGUUAUAUCUUGUGAUGUACGUACUCGGUGGCACGAAAAUACCGGCUGUCUUGUUGGAAGGAAUCCGCUUGCCACAACGACGUUGGAACGCCGACGGAGAGGUGGGUGAAACCAGUGCGUUUCAGUUUGGCCUUCCAGAUGCCGUCGUCAGUCUUCUGUGCGAUGAAGCAAAGCUCUCUGAGGUCAUAGCAGGCCCGUAUAUUGUUGAACAAAUCCAAGCAGACGAUACCAUAGCUUGGUCCCUCAGCCCCGAACGAAUUUCGAGUCUCGAGGAAGCCUUGACGCCGCAGACGAUCGAAGUGCUCGAGACGACGGCGCUGAAGCUCAUCUGUUUUGUUUGCCCACUGUGCUAUGAGGGAAACACGGACUGGUCACCGUCGCUGAAACAACAAGUGUGGCCAAUACUACAAAGGCUUCUGAGAACAUGCAAGAUAACAGCUUCCCUCAGGACCCACAUUAUUGAAGCCGUCCUGUAUUUCUGUGAAAGAGACUCACUUACCAUCCGCCAUGCUGCAGUUAAGCAGGCCAAACUGCUGUUACGAAAGUCAAUGCCCUACUAUCUCCACGCCUCGGUUGUUCUGUUCCGUAGCAUACUCCAUAGAGUUGACGGCGAACUUGCCAAGUCGGAAGCUCACAUACGCGACUUUCUAUGGCGAGGGCCACGCCCGAGUACUCGUCGGGACCAUGCACUCGAGGGCCGUCUACACAUUUCCCAAAUGGAGAACAAGAUUAGGUGCUACGAUACUGAUGUGCCAUCGUUUGCCUACAAAUGGAAGGCUCAACAGCCGCUAUCAACCCUGGACAUGGAAGUGACGUUUCGGCUCCAGAGCACAGCCGCUCGAUACUUUCAGUCAAUAGGCGAUUUUGACGCAGCGAGGGCAUCAACAGAACAGUUUUUGUCACUGGGUCGAAUCAAACCUAUCCCCAUAAACUCACGUCGAGUCCUGCUAGGGAGAUUAUCUGAUGUGUACUGCGAGAUGGGAGAGUACGACAAAGCCAUGGGGAUUCUGGAACCUGAACUAGAGCAUAUCGAUCCUAGUGACCGCAUCCGUCGUGGAUUCCGAAGGCUGAUUCUGGCACUGGUAGAGGCAAACAUCGGUAUGGAACAUUUGGAUGCAGCAGAGUCGACACUGCGGGAGUUAUCGAUUUAUCUGCCUCCCAGUCCAGAUGAUAUCAAUGACCAGCAGCUAUAUAUACGAACACUUCUGGCGUCGGCUCGAAUAGCCCAUAUGAGGAUGGAUCCUGGUGAAGCUAUACUACGCUGGACACUUGCACUUGAACAAGUUAGCAGUAUGCAUGCGCUCGGUUCAUCUCAUGGGUUCAUAGCCGCUGUGUGUCACUUGUCCUUGGCUCACGCUCAACUCUCGAUCGGUGAGAAGGAUGAGGCUCAUCGCUCAUGGAAAACAGGGCUGAAGAUAUUGGCGUAUGAGAAGUGCGAAUUCUGGAUUCCUGUUGUGCCUACCGCUUGGCUUCGGAGGAUAGCGGCAGAUAUAUACCAUUCCCAAGGCUGGCCAUUUCGUAUGAUGCUACCUGGAGGGAAUCCAGAUGUCACGCAACAUCUUUUCCAAUUUAGUAGCCAUAGCACGUAA